Molecule: messenger RNA, 1413 nt
Organism: Cladocopium goreaui
Lineage: Eukaryota; Dinophyceae; Suessiales; Symbiodiniaceae
Source: the annotation of a GenBank genome assembly
AUGGAGAAAAUCCAGCGUGCUUUGAAUGCCACGCUGCAAUUCUUGCAGAAAAGCGACAAGUUGGAUGCCAAGGCCUAUGCUGAAAUCGAAGCAAGCCAAGUAGCAUCGCUGAUCAGAAGACUCAACGAUGUGAAACUCGAGAUUGAUGACGCUGCAGCUUUGACUGAAACCAUUCAGUCUUCAGCCCUUAUGGAUGGCAACAAGUCAUGCCUGACCAGAGCCAUCAGCAGCAGCCUUUGCAAAGAGGAGCUGCCGGGCGGUAAAUCAAGGCAGACACUGCUGUCAGGUUUUCUCAAUUACCUCACUGCCGAAGACAGAGAAGCUUUGCAGAAUGAGGAGCAGCAUGCAUUCACGCGAGCAACCUGUGCUGUGAAGCGAUGCAUCAAGCUUGAGGUGGCAACUCUUGUGCAAAAGUUCGAAAUGGCCUCGACAGCUGAUGAGUGCAACGCCCUCUUGAGAGAGUACAAGCGUUGUCUCAAGAGCUCAAGGGCUGGGCUGCAACCUUCAGUGCCUGAGUUCCCUGCUGACCCGAGAUCGCUUCCACCAGGAGUGCUGGAGCAGGCUUAUGAUGGCCAAGAAGCUGAAGUCCUGCAAGUGGAUGAGAGCCCCAGCAAGGAGCUGACAAUGGGUGACAAGAAAGCUUCGAGCAAGAACCCUACUGACUUCUUCUCAAUGAUGCAGAGCAUGCAAGGCAUGCAGGCAAACAUGAAGAACUGGCAACGCAUGCAGCAGAUGAUGAUGCAGGUGAACAAUGAUGAUCAGGAUCAGCCUUUGAGCAACCUGGUGGUUUUUCCAAACAAGAAACGAAAGUCUUUGGAAUCUACAGCAUCACCUGCGGCCAGUGCUGGGCAGGGCGCUGCGCUCGCCCUGCAGGACCAGGAGGUCCGCAAAGAAGUUCAAUCACCUGAUGUGCCUGCUCCUUUUCAAGUUCCUGCAGCUCAACCCCUUUUGGCUGCUGCACCUGCAGAUGCUGCGCAGGAAGUCGACGAUCAUGCCUUGGAAAUGAAGAAAGCCUUUGAGAAACGCGCGGCCAUGAAGAAGCCAGCCUGUGCUCCAAAGGCCACACCCAAGGCAACAGUCAAGAGUGCUGCAAAGGCCAAACCCAAGGCCACACCCAAGGCAACAGUCAAUAAUGCUGCAAAGGCCAAACCCAAGGCCGGUGGCAAGACUGUUGCAAAGGCCACACUCAAGGGAGCUUCCAAGAGACCCAGCAUGAUCCCCAAAGGUGGCCCAACAUGCUACUAUUUGACGGGCAAGAUCCAUCGCAGUGACACCAGCACCUGCUGGAGAGUUUUCAGACAUUCUUCAGGUAGGUGCGACCUGAAGGUGAACUGGAAAGGGUCACCAUCCACUGCCUGGGAUCGAGCCUGCAGCGUCAUCGAAGAAGCUGCUGGCAAAGGAGGUGCGAAGUGA